Lactuca sativa (garden lettuce) is the source of this 1221-nucleotide messenger RNA. RefSeq lists its product as uncharacterized. The record is from RefSeq and is a predicted model, not a curated record. Lineage: Eukaryota; Viridiplantae; Streptophyta; Magnoliopsida; Asterales; Asteraceae.
AUGAGUGGGAAGAUUAUAACCUUUCUGGCCCCUAUUCAGAACGAAGAUCCGAAGCCGGUGCAAGAGAAUGAGUCAGAAGGGCAGAAUCAAGAUCAGAACCAGCUGAUCCCAGACCCUACUCGCCGAGUCCACGACAUGGACUCGAUGAGUCCAACACCUGAUCAGAAAAAUAAACCUCCUAUUAAGCCAUAUCAGCCUCCACUGCCAUAUCCAGCCCGAGCUAGACAAGAAAAGAUUGAAGAAGACUACCAGAAAUUUCUAGAACACAUAAAGGCUCUUCAAAUCAACAUACCAUUUAUAGAAGCGGUUGCCAAAAUACCAAAAUACGCCAAAUUUCUCAAGGAGCUUCUAACUAAUAGAAGAAAGAUGGAAGAAGUGAAGAAGGUGAUCGUAAAUGAGAACUGUUCAGCUGUUAUGUUGAACAAACUUCCUAAGAAGAAAGGAGAUCCGGGAAGUUUAACAUUGCUCUGUCAAUUUGGAAACUUGGCCACCAUUUAUGCACUAGCUUAUUCAGGUUCAAGUGUAAACCUCAUGCCUUAUUCAUUUUUCAAAAAGUUAGAUCUCCUCGAGCCAAGACCCAUUCGCAUGGCAAUCCACCUAGCAAACAAAAUGGUUACAUUUCCUGGGGGAAUUUGUGAAGAUCUUUUGGUGAAGGUGGACAAGCUCGUGUUCCCUGCGGACUUUAUAGUUCUAGACAUGGAAGCAGAUCCCCAAGUCCCAAUCAUAUUAGGAAGACCUUUUCUUAAUACAUCAAGCGCUAUAGUCGACAUGAGAGAUUCUAAACUUACCCUUCGGGUAAGGGACGAAUCAGUCACUUUCGGAGUUGAUCAAGCCAUGAAGCAUGCAAGGAGUAGUGAUGACACGGCAUUUUCGAUUGACAUGUUGGAAGAAUUUUCAGAAGAUUGGAAAGAAGAAAAGCCAAGCAAGUCCACCGUUUCAUUUGAAGAAGAGUUUGAUGCUGAAAGGGACCUGAUGGAGUUAGAAAGACUGCUCGAGGAAGCCGAGUAUGACGAUCUGAUCAGAAGUGCAGAAGAACCGACUCGCCGAGUACCCUUGACCGACUCAGCGAGUUCAUUCGAAGAACCCUGUACAGUCGCGAAAAUUACAUUGGACUCGACGAGUCCCCUUACUGGACUCGACGUGUUCAGUAUACAGAACACAAAAUCUGAGCUCAAGGCACUACCAGAUCACUUGGAGUACACAUUCCUUGAAGAUGGCUAA